This is a messenger RNA of Pseudonaja textilis, 1909 nucleotides long. It is a transcript of the gene GJB3, whose product is annotated as gap junction protein beta 3. Lineage: Eukaryota; Metazoa; Chordata; Lepidosauria; Squamata; Elapidae. Gene Ontology annotation, cellular component: connexin complex. Gene Ontology annotation, molecular function: gap junction channel activity. Gene Ontology annotation, biological process: cell-cell signaling. The record is from RefSeq and is a predicted model, not a curated record.
CAAAAUAAGGCAUCUCAUUACAGUGCCAUGAGCUGGAUUCCUCCGGUGCUUUUUUCAUGCAGGGCAAGGAGAAAGUUUCAUGGCUUAAACUCUCAAGAUUUCAGAAGAGCUGCCACAAAGGAAAAAGAGACCCCUGCUUUUCUUUGGGGGUGGGGGGAGGCUGGCCAAUCUGAGGACAGGCCAAAGAAGAUUUGAAGAAGGUGGUGUUCGUGAGCUGGGACUCCAACUUCCAUCGCCAUGGACUGGAAGACAUUACAGGGCCUGCUGAGUGGAGUGAACAAAUACUCCACUGCUUUUGGCCGCAUCUGGCUCUCUGUGGUCUUUGUUUUUCGUGUCCUUGUUUAUGUGGUAGCUGCUGAGCGGGUGUGGGGAGAUGAGCAGAAGGAUUUUGACUGCAAUCACCGGCAACCUGGUUGCACCAAUGUUUGCUACGAUCAUUUUUUCCCCAUCUCCCAUAUCCGUCUCUGGGCGCUGCAGCUGAUUUUUGUCACCUGCCCGUCUCUGCUCGUCAUCAUGCAUGUGGCCUAUCGUGAGGACAGAGAAAGGAAGAACCGAGAAAAGAAUGGGGAAAACUGUCCCAAACUUUAUAGCAACACUGGAAGGAAACAUGGUGGUCUUUGGUGGACUUACCUCCUGACACUCUUCUUCAAGCUAGGUAUUGAGAUCGUCUUCCUCUAUCUGCUCCACAGAAUUUGGGACAGUUUUGACCUGCCACGCCUGGUCAAGUGUGAUCUGAAACCGUGCCCCAAUACAAUUGAUUGCUACAUUGCUCGGCCUACUGAGAAGAAGAUUUUCACAUACUUCAUGGUAGGGGCAUCAGCUCUUUGCAUUGUCCUCACCGUGUGUGAGAUCUUCUACCUCAUCUUCAAGAGAGUGAUCCGCUCAAUGAACAAAUGGAAGAAGAACAAGAAGUCCUUGACCUACAGCAAGGCCUCCACAUGUCAGUGCCAUUCGAGGAUGGAACAUGCACAGGAUGGGAAAUUAAAGAAUUCCCCCUUAGAAGGCCUCAGAGCUUCUGCACCUAACCUGACUUUAAUCUGAGAGGGAGAAGAAACAAAUCCAAAAUGGCCCCAUGCCAGGACACAUUUUUCAAACAUAAACUGGGGCGGGAGGGAGGACUUGAAGUGGAAGCCUUCCAUUGAAUCACUAAGCAAAUUUUCCACAAGGGAAGGGCCACAAUGAUUGAAGGGGAGCUGACAGGAACACUGCCAUGUUUAUUCAGGUCUAAAGUCAAGGCCAUCUGUUUUCACAUUAUAACUAAGCUAAGUAUGCACACACUUCAUAUGCUCUGGCAAAUCUAGGUUGGUUUGUUCUCCAAAACCUUCUAGAAAAGUUGUAACCUUCUACAUUCUCAGGUUUAUGCUUUCUACUUUUCUAAAGUCUCUCAGAAGACAGACAAACAUCUGCACACAAUAUGUUGUGGUCUUUAAAACCUAGGACAGCCAAAAUCUAUGACCCUUGAUUUCUUCAACUGAUUUAUUUAGUUGUUCAUAGAGUUGUUUAUAGAGUGUUAAUCACUGAAUUGCCUGAGAAGGAGGGGAGUAAAUGAAUUAGGGGAAUUCAGUAAACAUGGAUAAUUUAACCUAGAUGUCCUCCCUGCUCUUGCAGACCACAGUUCUCUGAAAUAACAAAUGCCAAUGCAAUCUACAAAGCCGUCGAAACAAAGCACACUGAAAGGUUGUUUUAGCUGAAUUUCCUCUCCUGAAUUUUACCCGGAGGAAAUCCACUAUGAAUUUGUUCGUAUUUGAGGAACUCCCAGGGAAGCAAAGUCUUGCUAGGUAAAUUUUGCAAGACAGAGGAGGAGAAAGUCUGCUUACACUAUUCCUAUCCCAUUUAUAGUUGAGCUUGAUGACAGUACCCACUGUUGAAUAGAAAGUACCUUAACAAAGCAUUAUUUAUAUCAUAAUUA